AUGAGUCCUUAUUUCCAAUGCAAUCAAUCGGUGGACAGACUUUGUGUCCAAUUCUUUCGCAACAAAUCCUGUAUAGAGUUAUCGAAAGCACUUUUGGGACAAAUCCUAUGCCGAAGACUAUCACCGGACGGACCUAUUCUUAAGGGAAGAAUCGUUGAGACGGAGGCCUAUCUGGGAGUCGAAGACAAAUCGUGUCAUUCAUAUGGCGGCCGAAGAACUAAACGCAAUGAACCGAUGUUUAUGUCUUCGGGAACUACUUAUGUGUACUUCACUUAUGGUAUGUAUUAUUGUUUCAAUUUGUCGGCCGAAGACGAGGGAUCAGUUGUGCUGCUGAGGGCUGUCCAACCAUUACAGGCCAUCGACUUUAUGAAUGAGUUUCGGACUAAUUUCAUGAAACGCCGGCACGAGUCCAGUGGACACACCUGUCAUGAGACUAAGAAAUGUGAUCCCAAGCCAUAUAAACUGAAAGCGUUAGCCAACGGACCCUCAAAACUAUGCAUUUGUUUCCAUAUAAAUAAGGAUAACAUGAAUAAAGUGGACAUAACUGACAGUCCAUUCAUUUGGAUAGAAAGGGCCGAUUGUGUCAGUCCUCAAGACAUAGUUUGUGACAAACGUAUUGGUCUUUCAGGUGAUCACGAAUGGGUUGACAAAGAGCUGCGCCUUCGAGCCAUUGAUUGCAUUCCUUGCACUUCUUUGGGGUCUCGGGUUGUCUAA
This is a messenger RNA of Oppiella nova, 714 nucleotides long. The record is from the annotation of a GenBank genome assembly. Lineage: Eukaryota; Metazoa; Arthropoda; Arachnida; Sarcoptiformes; Oppiidae.